AUGUCUUACACUGAUAACUUGAAGAACGUGCAUGAAGCGAUCGCAGGGAUUGCAGAGAAUCUCAACGAUUUGUCUGAAACUAUUACCAACCUUCAUGUACAUAAUGAGGAAGUUCAGACUAAGAAGAAGGCAGAAAAAUUGUUGGUACGUGCACAAGAACGUACUGCUCUUGUCACAGAGCUUUCUACAACACUCAAUAACACGAUGGAAAAUUCUUUACAUACUGUGCUUAGGGAGUUUUUACCUCAGAGACAACAGCCUGUUGGUGUUGCACAACCUCCUCCACCACCUCCGCCACCUCCACCACCAAUUCACCCUAACCAUGGUCAACCACAACAGCUGCACCCUAAUAUCAAAUUUCCAAACUUUUCUGGUGAAGACCUUGAUGGCUGGAUUUUCAAUGCAGACCAAUAUAUUAGUGUGUACAAUACAUCUGAUGCUCUUAAAAUUAUUGUUGCCGCUGCCCAUCUUAAAGGCGAGGCCAAUCAAUGGUUUAUAUGGCGAAGAACCAAAACUGAAGUCAAUACGUGGGAACAGUUUUGUACUCUGGUUCGUGAAAGAUUUGCUCCGCAGAAAUUUGUUGAUGCUCGCUUGGCUAUCAGCACCAUUAAUCAGAAAGGUACCGUACGUGAACAUAUAUCUGAAUUUGAGCAUCUCUUAAACUUUGUUGAUUUUCCAGAGGAUUAUUUGAUAAGUUGCUUCAUUCGUUCUUUAAAACCUCAUAUUGGCACUACGGUUAAGUUAUUGACACCACAAACAUUACUUGAGACGUUUACCAAAGCACUUCAUAAAGAAGAGGCCUAUGCAGCUGUUACUAAGGCUGUCACAAGACAACCUUAUCGUCCUCCUCCAUUUAGGCCUGCUGCUACGGUACAUCCUACUCCAUAUAUUAAGUCAUCUAUACCACCAGGAGCUAGACGACUUUCCUUGGAAGAACAGAAACAAAGACGUGCCCAAGGUCUCUGCUUUAAUUGUGAUGAACUCUUUACACCAACUCACGUUUGUGCCAAUCCCAGAUUGACUAUCUUAGAUGUUGCUGAAAUAGAUGCUGAAGUUGAGGAUGUUUUUGAGCAACCUGUGGACACUAACCAUGCUGAAAAUAAUAUUGAACCAGUUGAGUCUGAGGCCAAGAUCACCUUACAUUCUCUCUUGGGUACUCCUUUUCCUAGGACAGUGUGUAUUUAUGGUUUUACUAAAGGUCAAGCUUUAACAGUUCUUAUCGACUCGGGUUCUACCCACAAUUUUCUUCACCCAAAGGUUGCCAAACAGUGUGGUUAUUCUAUUUGCUCAACAGAUGCUGACUUACGAGUAACAAUUGGUGAUGGUGGUCAGAUAAGUACUCAAGGCUCUUGUUUUAAUAUUCCAAUUCAGUUACAGGGCUAUAGUUUCACUUCUGAUUCUCAUCUAUUACCUAUCAGUGGAUGUGAUGCCGUGUUGGGUGUUCAAUUGUUACGUACGUUAGGAAAAAUCUCUUGGGAUUUUACAGCUUUAACUAUGAAGUUCAACAUUCAAGAUGCUAACAUUCUUUUGGUGGGAAAUGACGCCUCAACUGUAAUGAUGAUGGAUAGUUCUCCCAUGCAACAUUUAUUGAACAAGGAGCACUUUGGAAUUCUGUUUCAAUUAUCUGAAUUUAAUGCAUCUACAAGAGAUUUAACUGCCGAACUACCACCUGAUUCUUCUCCAGUUAAUAUUCGACCUUAUAGGUACCCUCAUUUUCAGAAGGCUGAGAUUGAAAAAAUAGUUACUGAGUUGAAGGAAGCUGGAUUAAUACGUACCAGUUCCAGUCCCUUUUCGUCUCCGAUUUUAAUGGUGCGUAAAAAGGAUGGUACUUGGAGGAUGUGUGUGGACUAUAGGGCAUUAAAUAAACGUGAAGGAGAAGAAAUCGAUCAAAUGUUGCUCAAGAAUGCUUUAGAGAUUUUUGUUGACAUUGGAAAUGAAAAUGACACACAAAAUAUAGAAUAUUACGCUAAUGAUUUUGAAACACAGUUUUUGAACGAUACAGCGGAUUAUUGUACUCGGAAAGCUUCAAAUUGGACACGAGAAGAGUAUGCGAUGAAGGCCGAGGAAUGUUUGAAAACGGAGAAAGAUAGGGUCUCUCAUUAUUUGCACUCCAGUACUGAGGAGAAGCUACAAGGGAGUGAAGUCAACAAAGCUGGAAUAGCUCAGCUGCCUGAAACUGUUUUUGUUUAUGAAUGCAAGCAAAACUUUGAAAGAUCCGCAAUCUUUGCUUGUGAGUCUAUGACUACUGACUAG
Messenger RNA from Papaver somniferum (opium poppy), 2253 nucleotides. RefSeq lists its product as uncharacterized. The record is from RefSeq and is a predicted model, not a curated record. Lineage: Eukaryota; Viridiplantae; Streptophyta; Magnoliopsida; Ranunculales; Papaveraceae. The transcript has 5 exons. Gene Ontology annotation, molecular function: ubiquitin protein ligase binding. The coding region runs from base 1 to 2253 and encodes 750 amino acids. Gene Ontology annotation, biological process: ubiquitin-dependent protein catabolic process.